Spodoptera frugiperda (fall armyworm) is the source of this 1379-nucleotide messenger RNA. RefSeq names its product ubiquitin-conjugating enzyme E2 S. Bases 336 to 977 code for a protein of 213 amino acids. The transcript has 3 exons. The record is from RefSeq and is a predicted model, not a curated record. NCBI's taxonomy places the organism in Eukaryota, Metazoa, Arthropoda, Insecta, Lepidoptera, Noctuidae.
GUGCUCAGAUAUGACAGUUGUUUGGGGAAUAUAUUUUUGUAGUUUGUAGUCUAUACAUCGAUUUGAUUUGAUUGAUGUUACUCAAAUUCGUUCGUUAUACUAUUAAGUUUCUUUUAUUAUAGUCGCGUUAGUUGUGAUUAGGUAGUAGGCUAUAGCGUCGAUAUUUGUUAUUCCCAUUAUACACGUUUAAACAAUCAGCAGUUAAACCACGUUCCUAAGCAGCACCCAGAUGUUGAACUAUGGUUUACGAAAAUUGCGAGUACAAGAUUUGAGCUUGCGGAACAGGACAGCUUAGCUAUAGGUUCAUCAAGUGUGAAAGCCGGGGUGAGAGGGACAUGUCUAACGUGGAGAACGUGUGCCCGCAAGUGCUGCGCGGAGUGGCGCGGGAGCUGCGGCGGCUCGCAGCCAGUCCGCCCGCGGGCAUCAAGCUCGUGCUGCGCGACGACGACCUGACCGAUGUAGUGGCCCACAUGGAGGGCCCCGCGGGCACGCCCUACGCGGGUGGCACAUUCCGCGUGCGCCUGGUACUGGGGCGCGAGUUCCCGACCGCGCCCCCGCGCGCCUACUUCCUCACCAAGCUGUUCCACCCCAACGUGGCGCCCGACUCGGGCGAGGUGUGCGUCAACACGCUGAAGCGCGACUGGCGCCCCGAGCUGGGCCUGGAGCACGCGCUGCUCGCCGUCAAGUGUCUGCUCAUCGCGCCCAACGCGGAGUCCGCGCUCAACGCCGAGGCGGCCGCGCUCCUGCGGGACCGCUACGACGACUACUUCGCGCGCGCCAAGCUGCUCACAGACAUCCACGCGCGCGCGCCGCAGCCCGCGCCGCCGCGUCGCCGGGAGGGCGGCGACGCAUCGGACGGCAGCGCGGCGAGCGGCGCGGCCGCGGACGGCGACAGCGGGCCGCAGGCCAAGCGCGAGCGGCGCGCGACGGGCGCGGGCGCGGGCCGGGCGGCGCGCCGGGUACUCAAGCGAUUAUGAGGCACCACCUCGCUACCUCGUGGCCGCUGACUGGCCGCGGACUGGCUGCGGACUGGCUGCGGACUGGCUGCUGACUGGCGGCCGACUGUCUACUGACUGGCCGCCGUCUGGCCGCAGACGGGCCGCGAUAUUAUUGUGCGAUUUGUUAGUCUGUCAUUUCGACGCGAUUGAAUUUGACAAAAUUCGUAUUUCAUUUUAAUAAACAAAUAUCAAACAUAUUUCGACUUCUAUGGUAGGACUUGCAAAAUACAUUUUGUUCAUAAUACAUCAUUAAUAUUACAUUAUUUAAUUUUUUGCAUCGUCAGUACAGAAAUUACGGCCCAUUUUUGUAAUAAGUAGUUAUAGUUGUAAUUAUGGUAUUCCUAUUGCUUUAGACUUUAAUUAAUAUAAUAGUGACAAUUA